CGGGGGGGCGGAGUGGGGAGAGAAGGGGGACAAAACGGCCUUCCAGUCCCUAUGCAAAACUGCGAGGGAGUAAGGAAAGGAGCCCCCGACGCCACCCGUACGGGCUCUGGCCCGCAGGCCCCGGAGGCGCAGAGCUGCAGAGUCCGUCCGGCGCAAUUACUCCGAGGCUACCUAGCGCCCCCUCGCGGAGUGCGUAGGGCGCGGGGCUUGAGACUCCCGCAGCAGGUAGCCGCAAAAGGCGAGGUGGCUGCGUUGGUGGAAUGAGACAGUUGCCAACAGCUGGUUCAGCUGCGGCGCUGCGCACGAGGACUGGCGAGUACGCAACCCAGGUACUGCCCCUUCUCGGUGACGUCUCUGCAGAGGGUUAUAAAAGCUUCGCGCGCAGCCUGCCGAGGUUCUGCUAACUCCCGAGCCAAGCAGGACCCGAGCCAAAGAGGCGCCUGCGAAGCUGCAGGCGGCGGCGGCAGCGCAGCAAAAGCAAAGGAAAAAUCUCCAGACGGACAAGGGGCCACAGAAUCCCCGCCGUAGACUCAGAACUUUUACAGGUCGUGCUGUGACGAACACUCUCCCCUUCGCCCCUAAGUCCUCCUGCAGAACAGGGCUUUGCAUUUGCCGUUGCGAGCAGCGGGAACAGGAGUUGCAAGCAGCAGCAGGUGCAGAAAGGUCUCCUGCUUCCCGGAACCGUUACCCGUGGAAUUUCUUUCCUUUUUCCAGUCCCACGGAGUAGAGACACUCUCCGGAUUUCUGAACUCAAAUGCUUCCUGAUGCUUGAAAGUGGAGGAAUUCAGAGCCACGAGAAGCAGCGCAUCUAGAAGCGUUUAUCUUCUGAGCGCCAACUCUCCUGCUUGCAAGAAAAGAGUUCUGACCAGAAACAGCCUGCAGCCCUCCUGUCUUGGUUAAACAGGACCCUGACCCCAGCCGUCAGCCUCAGGGCCUGCUGCAAAGGCGGGGUGUGUGCAGGGAGGAGGGCUUAACCACUUGGCGGGGGAAUGGAUAACGUUCUCCAGGUAGACUCAGACCUCUUCCCCAAUAUCUCCACCAACACCUCAGAGCCCAACCAGUUCGUGCAGCCGGCCUGGCAAAUUGUCCUUUGGGCAGCUGCCUAUACGGUCAUCGUGGUGACCUCCGUCGUGGGCAACGUGGUGGUGAUGUGGAUCAUCCUGGCCCACAAGAGAAUGAGGACAGUGACUAACUAUUUCCUGGUGAACCUGGCUUUCGCAGAGGCAUCCAUGGCUGCAUUCAACACGGUGGUGAACUUCACCUACGCUGUCCACAAUGAGUGGUACUACGGCCUGUUCUACUGCAAGUUCCACAACUUCUUCCCCAUCGCUGCUGUCUUCGCCAGCAUCUACUCCAUGACUGCUGUGGCUUUCGAUAGGUACAUGGCCAUCAUCCAUCCCCUCCAGCCCCGGCUGUCAGCCACAGCCACCAAGGUGGUCAUCUGUGUCAUCUGGGUCCUGGCUCUCCUACUGGCCUUCCCCCAGGGCUACUACUCAACCACAGAGACCAUGCCCAACAGAGUGGUGUGUAUGAUUGAAUGGCCAGAGCAUCCUGACAAGAUUUACGAGAAAGUGUACCACAUCUGCGUGACUGUGCUGAUCUACUUCCUCCCCUUGCUGGUGAUCGGCUAUGCGUACACCGUGGUGGGAAUCACUCUGUGGGCCAGCGAGAUCCCUGGGGACUCCUCGGACCGCUACCAUGAGCAGGUCUCUGCCAAGCGCAAGGUGGUCAAGAUGAUGAUCGUCGUGGUGUGUACCUUUGCCAUCUGCUGGCUGCCCUUCCACAUCUUCUUCCUCCUGCCCUACAUCAACCCUGAUCUCUACCUGGAGAAGUUCAUUCAGCAGGUCUACCUGGCCAUCAUGUGGCUGGCCAUGAGCUCCACCAUGUACAACCCCAUCAUCUACUGCUGCCUCAACGACAGGUUCCGUCUGGGCUUCAAGCAUGCCUUCCGGUGCUGCCCCUUUAUCAGUGCCGGCGACUACGAGGGGCUCGAAAUGAAAUCCACCCGUUACCUCCAAACCCAAGGCAGCGUGUAUAAGGUCAGCCGCCUGGAGACCACCAUCUCCACAGUGGUGGGGGCCCACGAGGAGGAGCUAGAGGAUGGUCCCAAGACCAUACCCUCGGCCCUGGACCUGACCUCCAAUGGCUCCUCUCGCAGCGACUCCAAGACCGUGACAGAGAGCUUCAGCUUCUACUCCAACAUGCUCUCCUAGACCACAGGUCCUCAGCGGGGGCGGCCACCACCAUCUGUGUCUUGCUUCACUCCAUGCAUGGAUAAUGCCUUGAUCUAGAAACCAUCAGAAACACCCUCACAUUGGGGCUUGUGAGAAAAAAAAAAACAAAAACACCCUGGAUUCUUCUGUGACUUUGUCAUCCCCCAUGCUGUGUGACCCAAGGCAAAUCAUUGAAUUUCUCUGAGCUUGUAAAAUGGCAAGGUUGGACUUGAUUUUCCCUGCAAUCCAUGCCAUAAUUCUAAAAUUAACUUUGGUUGUAUGUGGGGGCUCAUUCCAGGAGGAAUCCUGUAGCACCUGGAUUUACCUGGAGCCCGUCUUACUUCAGUGAAGCUGUCCUCAGUCAUGUGCAGAUUACCCUCCUUUAGCCAGUCUUUACAUCAACCUCACAUCAACCUUCACUCGACAGGGUGAACAAAAGAAGGAACUACGUAAAAUCUGAAGGAAAGAUUUAACUCCGUCUUCUAAGCAUCUGUGAAAAGGAGGCAUGGAUGCCUUCCUUUAGGCACCUCAAUAUUUCAGUGCACUGAAACAUCCUGAGAUUGAGAACCUCAUGUUCAUCUGCAUUCUGUCCCUAGGGACGGUCCUGAGCAACCAGUGUGGCAGAACAUGUCCGCUGAUGCAAGCUAAUGUCAGCUACACACCAAGAAUCGGGAGGCCUGCGCCAUACUUAAUCUAUCUGAGCUUCUUUCCUUAUCUGUAAAACCAUGGAUGAGAUAACCUAAGUAUCCCUUUUAACAUUCAAUGGUUCAGGGCGCCUGGGUGGCUCAGUUGGUUAAGCGACUGCCUUCGGCUCAGGUCAUGAUCCUGGAGUCCCUGGAUCGAGUCCUGCAUUGGGCUCUCUGCUCGGCAGGGAGUCUGCUUCUCCCUCUGACCCUCCCCCCUCUCAUGUGCACUCUCUCUCUCAUUCUCUAAUAAAUAAAUCUUUAAAAAAAAAAAUAUUCAAUGGUUCAAGAAUUGUAUGAGUUUUUGGUUUGUUUCACCAAAAACUGGUGGUCUCAAAAGGACUAGGAAUAGCAAGGCCAGUGACUUGAUAUCCAGUUCCUGGAGAGUAGCAACUCCUAAAAUGUGUCAAUAUCCAUAUCAAACAUUCUCUGGUUUAUCCUAAAACCAUGCGUACUCUCCUUCUUCUAGAACAUUUUGGUCUUUGACAGAGCAGAGGACUUCAUGUCAAAGCCUGCCUCUCUCCAAUCAGAUGUUAACAGGCCAAGUCCCACAGCUGGAGAUGCCAUCAGGGAGGAUAAACACAUGGACUCCCUGCCCUGGCCUUGUGAGGUAUCUUAGGGCAGGGACACUAAUGCAGUCCUAGCUUUCUACCAGCAUAAGGCAUGUGCUCAGAUACACAACGAACGAGGAGGCUUCCCCCUGCAGCCCCACUUGUGGGAAGAGGCCACCUUAUAUCUUCCCUUCUGAUUCUCUGAAUCUUCCCUUCCUGCCCCCAUGGCUUUACUGGCCAGCUGUCUAUAAGGGCUGGGAUGUCCCACCCACCCCACAGGAGUCAGUCUACCAAGAGCCAUGAAUUGAAUCCUGCCUGUCCCACUAGAGCUUUGAGGUAUCCAGCAGGUGAGCACGCAGUAUCUUUCUGUCUCCCAGAUUUGUGCUUUGUCCAGAUGUGGCUGAAAGCAGAAGUCUCAAGUACCAUCCAUGCAUGUCCUCUUUGUGGUUUGAAGAAUGGAUGCACCUGUUCUGCAUUUGUGGUGUUGAGGGAGACCAAUGCUGUUCACGGGCUUUACAGCCUUUCCCAGCCAUGCAGGCUAGAACUCUACCAGGGUAUUGGCAGGCCUGGGGAAGUCGCAAAAUAACAGUAUAAGCCAGAACAACCCAAGAGCCAUAUUCUGCAAAGCAGCAUGGGAAAGAUUAAAUAAACUAAAUAAAACCAGCUCAGUGCAGAUACAUGAAUGAAAGACAUAAUUUAAGGGGAAAAAAAAAAUCAAUGCCCAAAGCAUUAGUCAUACUUCCAAUAAAGAAUUGUGCUGUGUGUGGAUCAUUUACUCCAGAAGGGUAUGUAAGGAACCAGCAUGAUUAUGAGACAUACCUACGAAGAAAGUGUCAAAGAAUUGGAAACAUCCUCUCUAUUGAAGAGGUGAGGGUUGAAUUCAACAAGGAUUUGUGGAGUACCUGCUCUGCGCUUAGCCCUGAGCUGGGGACACAAGACUCGUCCUACUCUUGAGGAAACUACCAGACUGGCUGUGGCUAAAUCACCUGUCCUAGUGGGUCCAGACUGCCCAUCAGGCAUGGAGGCAGCUGAGCAGCACAUUCUCCCCAGGAUUCUAAAGACCCACACUCAAUGUGGGUAAUCAGGCCAAAGUCUGGGGCCUUCAGAGAGCCUUUUGCGAUGAGUUCACUGAGGUUGUUGCCAAGGGAGCCACCAGUCAGUCCAGGGUAACUGAAGGGAUGUGCUUGGAUAGUAUCACCACUGCACAUAAUAAGGGAGACUACUGGAUGGUCAUGGCUAGUUCAAAUAUGGCAGAACAUCCCUGCUGAGGGCCCAGCAAACCUUCCUCUGACCCACUGUCCAGCGCCCUGCACUUGAACUUAUAAAAAUGUCGUCAGCUCCCAUGUGUGAGAAACACCAUGAUUUGCACCGUGCAUGGGUCUCAUUCUUAUGCCAAUGUGUCACCCUGUGUUUAUCUCCUGAGCAUUUUUCCUUGGUAUACUGUCCGGUAGUAAUAGAAUAUAAGACAUCAUGGGGCCAUCUUUGUUAUGUUACUUCCAAAAUGUGGGAUCCAGCUGCUGUCAAUGUAUUAUUUGUAUUGUGCUAAUCUCUCCUCUUCAUUCUGUCACAGAGAAGAGCUGAUACAUAUCAUGGACUCACAAUCAGACCAUAGUAAUUGAGGGGUGGGUGGGAGACCUUUCUGGGAGGGACUGAAGAGCAAGAAUCCUUGUCCUCCUCACCCCCACCAGAAUUCAAAGACACACUGGAAUGUCCUUUCUCUUGGAAGAACUAGGAGGACUCCUAGGAAAAGGGGACUCAGGAGCUGACCUCAUUGACCUGGUUUUCGAGAAGAGUCCUGUAAGUGGAAGGGUUCAUUCCUGAGGUUUCUGUUCUCCAACCCAGGAUCCUGGAAAGAACUUCCAUUCAUAAAUAAAGUAUGUGUU
Messenger RNA from Mirounga angustirostris (Northern elephant seal), 5330 nucleotides. It is a transcript of the gene TACR1, whose product is annotated as tachykinin receptor 1. The transcript has 6 exons. Gene Ontology annotation, molecular function: substance P receptor activity. Gene Ontology annotation, biological process: G protein-coupled receptor signaling pathway; positive regulation of flagellated sperm motility. NCBI's taxonomy places the organism in Eukaryota, Metazoa, Chordata, Mammalia, Carnivora, Phocidae. Gene Ontology annotation, cellular component: plasma membrane; sperm midpiece. The coding region runs from base 990 to 2213 and encodes 407 amino acids. The record is from RefSeq and is a predicted model, not a curated record.